Molecule: messenger RNA, 3661 nt
Organism: Rosa rugosa (rugosa rose)
Lineage: Eukaryota; Viridiplantae; Streptophyta; Magnoliopsida; Rosales; Rosaceae
Product: DEAD-box ATP-dependent RNA helicase 1-like
Exons: 4
Coding region: 266-967 (233 amino acids)
Cellular component (GO): nucleus
Molecular function (GO): ATP binding; nucleic acid binding
Source: RefSeq, a predicted model, not a curated record
UCCUACUGAAAUUUGGGCCCAAAUGAUAGUUGAAUACGAUAGAAUCUUGGGCCGGAUGAAACAAGUCACCCAAACCUUUAGAUCGUUUGUAUCUGAUCCAGUUCAAUAAACUGGGCUCCUAUCCGGGUCAAAUAUCAAACCCGAAUAAAGAUCCGUGCUUCUGAAACUUGUUUCUAAAACCCUAGACAUCGAAAAGGGUUUUAGUUCUGGGCAAAGAAAACGAAGAAACCUGAACUGGGUUUUACACAUUUUCAAUUCUUAAGAAAUGGGUAGAGAAGACGGUAAGCGAAUUCGGAAACCAAAAGAAGAACAUGAAAAGCCAAAGAGCAUACCAGUCCUGCCAUGGAUGCGAACCCCAAUUGACGUUAGGGCCUUGGACGAAAAACCCCUUUCUCUUCUGCCUCGCCUUGACCCCAGGUUGAAGGAGGCUUUGGAGAAGAUGAAAAUCUCAUCCCUUUACCCAGUUCAGCUUGCUGUUUGGGAAGAGACUAUUGGGCCUGGUGGGUUUCAGCGUGACUUGUGUGUUAAUUCACCUACUGGAAGUGGGAAAACUCUGGCUUAUGCUUUGCCGAUUGUGCAAGCUUUGUCAACUCGCAAUGUUAAAUGCCUACGUGCUCUAGUUGUGUUGGCAACUCAUGAUUUAGCUUUGCAGGUGAAAGAUGUGUUUUCUGCAAUUGCUCCUGCAGUGGGCUUGUCGGUUGGUCUUGCAGUUGGGCAAACUUCGAUUGCCAAUGAGAUUUCAGAACUUAUUGAUAACCCUAAGCUUGAGUUUGGCGUUUGUUUCGACCAAGAGGAUCGUGCGCCUCAACUACAUAGUGCGGUGGACAUAUUGGUGGCUACCCCUGGAAGGCUAAUGGACCAUAUCAAUAACACUAAGGGAUUUACGCUUGAGCAUCUCUGUUAUCUUGCAAGUAGCAGAUUAUGCUUAUGCUACUGCACUUUUCAUCAGAUACUGGGAAUCCAGUAAUUAUAGAUAUAACUAUAUUAAUUGGUUUUAGAAAAUGUAUGGUCUUGAUGGGAGUCCAAUUGAAGCAACUUUUUUGAUAAUUCUUAUACGGCAAAGCAUCUGAUGAUUUAUAGGUUGUUGAUGAAACAGAUCGAUUACUCAGGGAGGCAUACCAGAAUUGGCUACCCACUGUGCUUCAAUUAACUCGCUUUGAUGAGGAUAGUUUAUUUACUCAUGCUCAAAAUUUUCUACCUUCAGCAUUUGGUUCCUUCAGAACCAUAAGGAGAUUUGGUCUUGAGAGGGGGUUUAAGGGUACACCUUACCCCAGGCUUGUGAAGAUUUCAAUGGCUACUCCGACUCAAGUUUGCAACUCAGUUCCUGUUCGUCUUGAUGAAACCAAUUACCCAGCUUGGUUAUAUCUGAUGCAACAUCGUAUUAGAGGGUAUGGUUUACUCAAAAUUCAUUGAUGGCUCUCACCCUUGUCCAUCUCAGUUUCAUAUUGCAGACGAUGGUUCACUUACUCAUGGUAACUCAGAGGCUUAUGAACGCUGGUUGCAGCAGGACAGUGUUUUGAUCUCAAUGAUCAUAAAUACACUCUCAGCUGAAGCACUUACUCUAGUGAUAGGAUGUGAAACUUCAAUGGAGGUAUGUACCACUCUCAAAUAACAUUAUGCAGAAAAUUCUGAAUUUCACAUUAUGCGAUUGAAGUCUACUUUGUAAGAUAUCUGAAAAGGAUCAGAUUCUACACACAAGUGAGAGCAUUGUUAUUGUCAGCUGAAAUUGAGAUAGAACUAGAGAAUAAAUCUGCACCAUUAGCUCCACUAGCUGCAAUGAGGGCACAAAAUGGAAUGAUGCACAACUCUCAGUAUGGAAUGUCCUCUGGUUUGGUGUUACCUCCUGGUUUUGGCCAGCCACAUGGUGCAUUCACAUCACCCUUUGUGAAUAAUUGUGCUAUGUCAAAUGGCGUAUCUAACUGUGAUUCACCUGGAAUAUCUACUAGGCAUCACAAUAAUGCAUCUCCUGCUACCACAACACAGUUUGGUUAUGUGGCUCCAUAGAAUACUAUGAUAGCAAGUACUGGUUUUGUUGCUCCUUCAAUUGGAGGUUUCAUGCCUAAUUCAAGUGUUGGUACUUCGUCUGUACACAAUAAUGCAUCUACGAUAAGUAACACAAUAGGUAGUGAAGGGAUUUUUAGCUUAGUGCCAUCAAAAUAUCAUUAUCCUUCUGGUUAUGUUGCUCAAAAUGGUUCUGGCACCUCAUAUGUUCAGCAGUCCAGUCUUAAUCACAAUGGAGCACACAACAUGGAAACUUCUCUCAGCAACAACAUUUCUCUCAACAAAAUGUGCAACCUGAUACAUUCAACAAUAGCUCUCAGCAGAACCAACAGCAAAAUAAUGGCUUUUCUCGGAAGGGGAAAUUUUCUUUACAGGUUGGUGGAUUUACAAAUUACACUCGAGGUGAUCUUAUCAGGCAAAUAGCAAUUAUAGCCCAAAUGGAGGUUUUUCACAAUACAAUGAUCAUUGUUACAAUUUAAGGCAAAGGAUUCUCUGAUCAUGGCUACAACAGUACCAACAGCUAGUCCAACAACAGGAAUUAUAACGACAAUGACACCACCAACAUGAGCUUCAGUGGGAACUGGGAAACCAAGACCGCACUUCAACAAUGAAAAUCAAGGCCUUGGUGGCUCCAUUGUGUACCAAGUUUGUUUUAAACGAGGACACUAUGCAUGCAACAGUUAUCAUAGAAAUUCUCAGCCUCUAAACACUGCAUCAAAUUCAUACAGUGAAUGCCAAAUUUGCAAGAGGAAAGGAUAUUCGGCUAAAAGUUGUCACUACAACAAGCUCAAGUUAACUCUCAAAGAACUGCAGCAGGGAAUAAUGUUGGCACUUCAAAUGAUUUUGGCAGUUCUAAUCCCAUCAUCAUGAUAAUUUGGGAGGUCGUAAUGGUUUUGGACCUUCAAAUCAUUUCAACAGAUACCUUGAAGCUUGUCAGAUCUGCUACAACUCUGGUCAUACUGCUCAAAUUUGCUCUCAGCGAUCUUCUCCUAGCUAGGUUUGUGCAUCUGGAUCAUCCAUGCAAUGUCAGAUUUGCUUUGUAAUAGGUCACAGUGCAAUAGAAUGUUUGCGUAGGCAUCACUAUGAUAUUCAACCACAACUUGUGCAGCAUCUAAAGCUUUGUCUGCUACCAUCUCCACUCAACCAAAUAACAAUGCUUUUCACUCACAAGUCAAGCCUCUGCCAUUUGCACAUGCAUCUCCAUUAUCAGUUCCUACUCACCCUCAUUUGCAGCAAGCUCUUCUCAAGAAAAUUGAAGCUUUGCUGACACCAGGCUCUUGGCUAUUUCCUUCUACUCCUGGCAGAAAAUGAUGAAUUGUAAGCAGGGCUCUCGGCCUAUGGAGCUAUGGCGAUCACUUUCCCUCAUUCGUCCUGGUUGAAUUAUGUACCCUAAACCUGCACUCUGAUGUUCGUAUCACUCCCAUCAGUUUGAGGGGGGAUGUUAGUAUUGAUGUAAUGCUACUAUCCUCUGUUAAGAGUGAUUUAAUAUUCUGAUCCUAUAAUUUGGUGUAGUGGAUCUAUCCUACAUCUUAUCAAAGUGAAUCUUUGCUCUUAGAGUUGGUUAGAGGGUUUAGCUGUAGUAUUAGUAUAAGAGCAUGUUUUCCUGUUUGAUAUGUAAGCAAGCCUUGUACGAAAAACCACUACAGAGAAAUACAGUAGU